Molecule: messenger RNA, 4323 nt
Organism: Microcebus murinus (gray mouse lemur)
Lineage: Eukaryota; Metazoa; Chordata; Mammalia; Primates; Cheirogaleidae
Source: RefSeq, a predicted model, not a curated record
CAAGCGAUACUCCUGUCUCAGUCUCCCAAGUAACUGGGACUACAGGGGGUGGGGCACCACACCCACCUAAUUUUAAUAGUCCGUAAUGACCAUGGCGUAGGCCUUGAAUUAAGAAAUUUGCCCAUCUUUCAAAUUCAGAAACUCCAUGAAGAAUGAUUACAAUUGCUUUGAAAAGUUGAUCAUACAAGUCUAUGCCAAAGCUUGUUUUCACACAAUGUCUAGUUACCCUCAGUGGGCAAGUUCUAAAUUAUUUGUGCUAUUAAUAAAAGUAGAAAUCCACAAUAUAUUCUGCCUACGUUGCUUUUUUUUUUUUUUGUCUUUCAUUCUUUUCGUAUCUCAAAGUACUUUUCCUAUUAAUCUUGUUAAAUGUAAAAACUAAGGCUUUCCCCUUUUUUUGGAAAGUGGUGGGUAUAAUUUUAUUAGUAAAAGAUCAUACAAUCUGUUUCUUACAGUCGUCUCUUUUUUUAGGGCUCCGAUUCUUCACAUAUAUACUGAUGUUUUUGUUUAUUUGUAAGUGGGAAAAAGCUAAACUCUACUGGAAUAGGAGAACAAAAAUGACAGGAAGCCACGAAGGGGAUUCUGGAUGUCGUCCGGGGGAAACCCCUCGAAUGUUUUUUUGGUCUCACACACGUGCGCGCUCGCUCCCUCUGUUUUUAAUCUCUAAGAGGACAGGAGGGCGGGACACAGAUGGUUCUUCCUUCUCUUGGGAGUUCUGGGAAAUGUAGUCCACAAUUCUGUCCGGAAACAAUUGGGCUGCCGGACCGGGGGGCUGUGGCUCCUGUUCCCCUCGGGGCUUCUGGGAAGUGUAGUUCAGGGCCUCCAGGUACUCAGAGCCACUUCCUCCCUGGGAAAGCGAAGCCGCCACCAUCUUUCGGUCCGGGAGGUGAGUCAACCCUGCACCCCCACGACCACUCGAGCCUUUUCAGCCGAGCGUGGGACUGUUCGCUACCCAGCCGGCAGUCUUAGGAUGGAGAAGUCGCGGCCGCCGGCGGAGGCCGGAAGUUCGGAUUCCCUCUGCUCCUGCCCUGCUUACGGAGCAGCGCUACUUGUAUCGGUGUGAUACGUAGCCAGUUAUUUACUGCUACCUCUGCGCUCCAGUCUCCUCAUGUGUAAAAUAGCAAUAAGAAUAAGAUAGUAGGCACUGGGUAGGGAUGUCACUAGAAGUAAAUGAGACAAUAUAUUUCAAAAGCUAAGAACAGUGGCAGCAGCUGAUACCAGUUUGGUAUUGAUACAGUUAUUUCCUCACAAACGCCGUUUUUACUGGAAGCCCCAGUGAAGAGAGAAAUAAGGAGGGAUUGAGUGAUCCUGCACCAGUGCCUGAGGGUGUUCACUGCGGUUUAUCCGGGACAUAGACUCAUUCGUGCCAAUUCACCACGACCUUUUCACGAAGCCUUUUCUUCACCGCCCCUGAAUGCAGAAAGAGGAGGAAGGAGAAACUUCUUGGCUUCUCACAGCAUAGCUGCAGCGGAAAGGGAUUCCUGGUUCUUAGAACUUUCCACCUACUCACUUAAUCCUUGGAACAACCCUAUGAGUUAUGCCUUCUCAUGACUCUGACCUUCCCCAAAAGGAGCAGGAGAAAAUGACCAAGUUUCAGGAGGCAGUGACAUUCAAGGACGUUGCUGUGGUCUUCACCAGGGAGGAGCUGGGGCUGCUGGACCCUGCCCAGAGGAAGCUGUACCGAGAUGUGAUGGUAGAGAAUUUCAAGAACCUGGUUGCAGUGGGACAUCUUCCCUUCAAAGCAGAUAUGGUAUCCCAGUUGGAAGUGGAAGAAAAGCUUUGGAAAAUGGAAACAGAAACCCAAAGAAGUGAGCAUUCUGGUGAGAACCAUGCAGCCGUUCUUUCAGGCAGUAAGAAUCAAAAUAAAAUGGAGACUUUUCAAAAAUUCGCCUUAAAAUACCUUUCACAUGAAGAGCUAUCCUGCUGGCAAAUCUGGAAACAAGUUGCCAGUGAAUUAACCAGGUGUUUUCUGAGAAAGAGUUCCCACUUACUGCAAGGUGACUCUGUUCAGGUUUCUGAAAAUGUGAACACUAUAAUGAAUCAUAAAGGAGACAGCUCUAUUUAUAUUGAAAAUCAAGAAUUUUCAAUUUUCAAAACCCAGGAUUCUCAGGUGAAUACAUAUCUGAAUGAGUCACAGAAUCAGAGCAGAGGUAAAAGAAUUUAUGUGAAAAAUAACUUGCACAUAUGUGAAGACUUCAUGAAGAAAUCACCAUUUAGUGAGCAUAUUAAAAUUGACACAGAACAAAAAUCCUACAAAUAUAAUGAAUGUGGCAAGAACACUAGUGAUGGCUCCAAUCAGCAAUUACCCUUAGAGAAAACCCAACCACGUGGUGAGUGUGGAAAAGGCUUCAGUUACAGCUCAGUGCUUCCCCUGCAUCUGAAUGUUCACAUAGAGAAAUGCUUCAGUCAAAGCUUACGUCUGCAAACUCAGAGAAUUCACCCAGGAGAGAAACCUGAUAAAUGUCAUGAAUCUGGUGAUUGCCUCAGUAGGAGUUCUUUUCCAUCUUACCAAUCUAAUCAUACAGGAGAAAAGUCCUACAGGUGUGACAGCUGUGGCAAGGGAUUCAGUAGUAGCACAGGUCUUAUCAUUCAUUACCGAACGCAUACCGGAGAGAAACCUUAUAAGUGUGAGGAAUGUGGUAAAUGCUUUAGUCAAAGUUCAAAUUUCCAAUGCCAUCAGAGAGUCCACACUGAAGAAAAACCAUACAAAUGUGAAGAGUGUGGUAAGGGCUUUGGUUGGAGUGUGAAUCUCCGUGUCCAUCAGAGAGUCCACAGGGGUGAGAAACCCUAUAAAUGUGAGGAGUGUGGGAAGGGCUUCACUCAGGCAGCACAUUUUCACAUACAUCAAAGAGUCCACACUGGGGAGAAACCCUACAGAUGUGAUGUGUGUGGGAAGGGCUUCAGUCACAAUUCACCCUUAAUAUGCCAUCGGAGAGUCCACACUGGAGAGAAGCCAUACAAAUGUGAGGCGUGUGGGAAAGGUUUCACCCGUAAUACAGACCUUCACAUCCAUUUUAGAGUUCACACAGGAGAGAAGCCCUAUAAAUGUAAGGAGUGUGGCAAGGGCUUCAGUCAAGCUUCAAACCUUCAAGUCCAUCAGAAUGUCCACACUGGAGAGAAACGAUUCAAAUGUGAAACAUGUGGGAAGGGCUUCAGUCAGUCCUCAAAGCUUCAAACCCAUCAGAGAGUCCACACUGGAGAGAAGCCAUAUAAAUGUGGUGUGUGUGGUAAAGACUUCAGUUAUAGUUCAAAUCUUAAACUGCACCAAGUAAUUCAUACUGGAGAGAAACCAUAUAAAUGUGAGGAGUGUGGGAAGGGCUUCAGUUGGAGAUCAAAUCUUUAUGCUCAUCAGAGAGUUCACUCAGGAGAAAAACCCUAUAAAUGUGAGGAGUGUGAUAAAAGCUUCAGUCAGGCCAUAGAUUUUCGAGUACAUCAGAGAGUCCAUACUGGAGAGAAACCGUACAAAUGUAGUAUAUGUGGGAAGGGCUUCAGUCAGUCCUCUGGUCUUCAGUCCCAUCAGAGAGUCCACACUGGGGAAAAGCCCUACAAAUGUGAUGUGUGUGGAAAGGGCUUUAGAUACAGUUCACAGUUUAUAUACCAUCAGAGAGGCCACACUGGAGAAAAACCUUACAAAUGCGAGCAGUGUGGGAAAGGCUUUGGUAGGAACUUGAAUCUUCGCCAUCAUCAGAGGGUCCACACAGGGGAGAAACCCCAUAUAUGUGAGAAAUGUGGUAAGGCCUUCAGUCUUCCCUCAAAUCUUCGAGUCCAUCUGGGUGUUCACAUCAGGGAGAAACUUUUUAAAUGUGAAGAAUGUGGUAAGGGCUUCGGUCAGAGAGCACGUCUUCAAGCCCAUCAGAGAGUCCACACUGGAGAAAAACCAUACAAAUGUGAUAUAUGUGAUAAGGACUUCCGGCACCGUUCACGUCUUAUAUAUCAUCAGAAAGUCCAUACUGGCAAAAACCUUUAGAAAUGAGAAUUGUGUUACCAAGUUUUGUCAGAAUGCCCAUCUUCAAGUUUUUGGAGCUGGUGUUAAAACCUGUGAAAGUAUUGAGUGAGGAAAGGGAUUCUUCAGACUCAGAGUCUUUCUAACAAAGCCAUAGUAAGAGGAGUAGAGUAUAGAGUAUAUUUCUCCCCAUUUAGGGGAGAAAUAUAAAUUGUGACCCUCUUGGUAAGAUCCAAUUAGUAUAAACAAUCAUCUGUCAAUGUGAAUAUAUUGCCUGAAGAUAAUGUGAGAAAGGAUAUUUGCCAUAUACUAACUGGUUUUUUGGUCAGGGAGGGUUUGGGAUUAUUUUUCCUUUCAUUUUAUAUUUACAGGUUUUUUUUUUU